Molecule: messenger RNA, 1269 nt
Organism: Ornithorhynchus anatinus (platypus)
Lineage: Eukaryota; Metazoa; Chordata; Mammalia; Monotremata; Ornithorhynchidae
Product: olfactory receptor 10AC1
Exons: 2
Coding region: 290-1246 (318 amino acids)
Biological process (GO): G protein-coupled receptor signaling pathway
Cellular component (GO): membrane
Molecular function (GO): G protein-coupled receptor activity; olfactory receptor activity
Source: RefSeq, a predicted model, not a curated record
CUAUCUUCCUAUCUCUCUGCCUCAGCCUCUCGGUCUCUUUCUACCUCAACUAUCCUCUACUCUCCCCUUUUGGUCCAAGCUGGGCUUAAUGUCUGCAGUUUAAUCCUCACCCCAUCCCUCCCGUUCCCAUCAGCCAGAUCCCAGACACCCCACAGCUCUAUUGAGUUCUCUCCUGCCCAUCUCCCUGCUCUGAGGUGAGCGUCCCUUUGGCCAGCGGAAGACCCGAUCUACUUCCUGAAUCCAGGUACCUGGCAGUGGCCUAGAGCGCAGGGCGAGGUGGCCAGGGUGUAUGGAUGGCAAGAACCAGACAGCGGGCUUCCUCCUACAGGGCUUCUCUGACCUGCCACGGUUCCGGCCCCUCAUCUUUGUGCUGCUGCUGGUAGGGCAUCUGGCCACCCUGACCGGCAACCUGAGCAUCCUGGUGGCCUUGGCCUUGGCCCCACGGCGGCCGCCCAUGCUGCUCUUCCUGGGCCAGCUGUCGGCCAUCGAGCUGGGCUACGCCUUGGUGGUGGGACCACGGUUGCUGGCGGACCUGGCGGGCCCCGCGCCCCCAGCCGGACGUCCCAUCUCCUUCCUGGGCUGUGCCGCACAGAUGCAGAUGUUCGUGGCGCUGGGUGGAGCCGAGUGCUUCCUGCUGGCGGCCAUGGCGUUCGACCGCUACAUGGCCAUAUGCCUUCCGCUGCGCUACCCGGCAGUGGUCACCCCGGCUCUGUGCGCCCGCCUGGCGGUCGGCUGCGGCCUGGGGGCCCUGGCCGUGUCACUGGGGUUGACGGUGGCCGUGGUCCGCCUACCCUUCUGCCGUUCACGCCUCCUGCCGCACUUCUUCUGUGACGUCACGGCGCUGCUGCACGUGGCCUGCACCCAGAGCCGAGCCGACGAGCUGCCGCUGCUGGCUGCCAGCGUGCUGCUGCUGUUGCUGCCCUCGCUGCUCAUCCUAGCCUCCUACGGGGCCGUGCUGGCCGCCGUGCUGAGGGUGCCUGCUGCCGCUGGCCGCCGCAAGGCCUUCUCCACCUGCACCUCACACCUGACGGUCACCGUGCUUCACUACGGCUGUGCCGCCUUCACGUACGUGAGACCCAAGGCCAGCUACCGGCCUCGGCGGGACAAGGUGGUGGCCCUGGUUUACACCAACCUCACGCCCCUGCUUUACCCUCUCAUCUACAGCCUGCGCAACCGCGAGGUCACCGGGGCCAUCCGGAAGGUGCUGGGCCCGAGGAGGGCCGGCCAGACUCUGAACCGCCCAUAAGCAGCCCGGGCAAGGGACCGGAG